Molecule: messenger RNA, 1746 nt
Organism: Closterium sp. NIES-65
Lineage: Eukaryota; Viridiplantae; Streptophyta; Zygnematophyceae; Desmidiales; Closteriaceae
Source: the annotation of a GenBank genome assembly
AUGGCUUCCCCUAGCGUUCUCACCUUUGAUGCUGAGGGUCAGGCAGUGCACUUUGAGGUCUGGGUAGAUGAUCUGCAGCUUUUCCUGCAGUGCGAUAGGGCAGACGGCCUCUCCCUCUUUAACCUCACUUCUGGUGCCUCCCCUGCCCCUGCUGCUGAUGCUGACGCCACUGUUCGCUCACAGUGGGCCACACGUGACGCUGCUGCUCGCCUUGCUGUGCGCCGCCACUUACCGACCACUGAGCGUGCACACUUUAGCCAGUACAAGAGUGCUCAGACCUUGUACGACGCUGUAGUUGCACGCUACUCUUCCCCUGCCACUGCUGCACUGAGCCGCCUCAUGCUACCGUACCUCUUCCCUGACCUUGCUGCCUUUCCCACUGUUGCUGACCUCAAUACGCACCUCCGCACUAGUGGCACUCGCUACCGCACUGCGCUUCCUGCUAAGUUCUGCGCCAAGAACCCCCCCCCCAUGUACAUCACCCUCUACUACAUAGUCACCCGUCUCCCUGACUCUCUCCGUGUAGUCGGGGACCACUUCCUCUCUGUUUGCCCCACCACUCUCACCGUUGACCUCCUCAAGAAGGCCCUCCUAGCGAUAGAGAAGAGCAUAGUCGCUUCGGUCGGCGCUGCGUCUCCCCCGAGCGGGAGACGCCGCACCGGCAAGGGCAAGGAGGGCAAGGGCACUGGAGGAGGUGGAGGGGGCGGUGGAGGUGGUGGUGGAGGCGGUGGAGGGAGUGGGGGUGGUGGUGGGAGUGGUGCUGGGGGUGGUGGCGGCGGCGGCAGCAGUGGAGGCGGCGGAGGCGGUGGAGGUGGCGGAGGGAGCGGAGGCGGCGGAGGUAGCGGAGGCGGCGGAGGUAGUGGAGGAGGCGGAGGUGGAGGAGGCGGCGGAGGCAAAGGCGGCGGCGGAGGCGGCGGUGGUGGAGCGAGUCGCGAAUCUGCGUUGAGGAGUGGCGCCGGUGGUGGUCAGCGCCAGCAGCAGCAGCGGAGCGGUGUGACCCUGACCCCUCAGCAGCUUCGUGAGUGGUACACUGCACGCCAGUGCGGUGGUGGUUUUGGUCCCUGCUCUUACGCCGGGGGUGCUAUCUUUGAUCUUGACUUUGACGCUAUUCUUGCUGCCAUGUAUGCUGUUGCUGAUAGUGUUGAGGGUGCCUGUUACCUCUGUGUACCGCCUGACCCGGGCAUUAAGGCUGCUGCGCUAGGUGCUGGUGAGACUGCUGCUCUAGGUGCUAGUGCGUCUGCUGCCCCAGGUGCCAGUGCGUCUGCCACCCCAGGUGCUGGUAAGUCUGCUCUCUUAGGUACUACGUCGGCUCAGGCCUUCCGCACCUUCACCCUGGACUCGGGUGCGUCCCGCUCCUUCUUUCGAGACCGCACCACUCUUACGCCGCUUAGUCGGCCGGUUGCAGUCUCCCUAGCAGACCCCUCUGGGGGUCCUGUCCUUGCCAGCUUCUCCACUGUCCUUCCGUGCCCUGCAGCCCCCUCUGGCACCCUGUCCGGUCUCUACCUCCCCUCGUUCUCUACGAACUUGGUGAGUGGAGCGGACCUACAAGAUCGAGGGGUUGACCAGUUCACUCCUGCGAGUCAGCGAGUGACCCACUGCAGGUGUGCUCGGACAGGCCGACACUUGGCCACGUUCACCCGUCGGCCAGGGUCGAGCCUAUACAUCCUUACUGCUGAGUCUCCUCCUACUGCUGAGUCUGCCCAGGUAGCUGCGUCGAGUCAGGUGUUUGCUGCGGCGUCUAGGUAG